This is a messenger RNA of Vigna unguiculata (cowpea), 1502 nucleotides long. RefSeq names its product mraW methylase family protein. Gene Ontology annotation, biological process: rRNA base methylation. Lineage: Eukaryota; Viridiplantae; Streptophyta; Magnoliopsida; Fabales; Fabaceae. Gene Ontology annotation, molecular function: rRNA (cytosine-N4-)-methyltransferase activity. The record is from RefSeq and is a predicted model, not a curated record.
CUUUUAAGACGAUAAGACAGCUUUUGGCACAAGGCGGAGUUUAGGUCUGAAGAAGCAAGGAAGUUGAGGAAUGAGUGAAUAGUGGGAUCGUUGUGGUGUGUUCCCAAAUCACAAAAAUGGCGAAGCUUUGCAAAAUAUCAUCCUCACUCUUCCUUUCACUAUCCCUCAAACCGAAACUCAUCUACCGCACCAAUGCCUUUCUGCUUUCUCGUUCAACCGCCACCACCUCAAACCACAAGAUACAGAAUGCAAAAGCAGGCUUGGCCAAAGAAAAGCGCAGAACACGCUCCGACAAACACUUCAACCCAGACGCCAUAAUUCACCAUUGCAACGUUAACCACUCCGACAUCGACACCGCCACCAAGUUCUCGCACAUUCCGGUCAUGCUGGGCGAAGUCAUGGACGUCUUCUCCGCCGCUUCCUUAACCUCCUUCGUCGAUUGCACCCUCGGCGCUGCCGGUCACUCCACCGCCGUGAUCAAGGGUCAUCCUGAGAUGAAGUUUUUCGUGGGGAUGGAUGUGGAUUCUGCUGCACACGACAUUGCCCAACCACGCCUUGAUGCCGUCUUAAGUGGUGAUGUCAAAGCUUUUACAGUUUUGAGGAAUUUUAGGGAUGUGAAGUCUGUGCUUAGAGAAAUCUCAGACUUACACAUGGGUGUUGAUGGGAUCUUAAUGGACUUGGGAAUGUCAUCUAUGCAGGUAGACAAUCCUGCAAGAGGAUUCAGUGUGCUCAGUGAUGGACCCCUUGAUAUGCGGAUGGAUCCUCAGGCAAGUCUUAAAGCAGAGGACAUAUUAAAUUCCUGGCCAGAUUCUGAAGUGGGUCGUAUCCUAAGAGAAUAUGGAGAAGAAAGUAAUUGGCGAACCCUGCAAAAGAAAAUUGUCAAUGCCCGAUUACACGGUGGAUUUCACUCUACCACUGAUUUGCUAGAUCUUAUCAAGCGUGUGACUCCUCCAAUGAAAGGUGGAAGACAAGGUUGGAUAAAAACAGCAACACGGGUUUUUCAAGCUCUGAGAAUUGCUGUUAAUGAUGAACUGAAGACACUUGAGGAUUCCCUCUAUUCUUGUUUUGAUUGCCUUGCACCAAGGGGUAGACUUGCUGUCAUAUCUUUUCACAGUCUUGAAGACAGAAUUGUGAAGCAGACAUUUCUUAAUAUAGUCAAAGGAGGCGAAGAUAUGGAAGAAAGGGAGAGCCUGAACAGUGAUUUGAGGAAGACUAGUGAUGAAAUCAAAGAAAAAGAAGCAUGGAUAAAGCAAGUAAUACAUGGUUCAAAUGGAACAAUUCUCACAAAAAGACCAAUCACACCAUCUGGAGAAGAAGAAAAAUUGAACCGCAGAAGUAGAAGUGCAAAGCUCAGGGUUAUUCAGAAGCACUGAAUAUAAAAUAUGACAAACUGUUGUCUGGUGUAGAAGUAGAACUAGAAGAAAUUAAGAUUAAGAAAUUGUGUUAUUCUUUGGUUUAGAUGAAUUUUGUAAGGAUUGAUUUACAUACAUUUAAAUUUUGUC